GAGAGAACCAUAGAACAUGUUCGACAGCAACAAAAUGUUCCAAGGCAACUCGUACCUCCAGCAAUGGAAUUACCACAGCAAAAUCUUCCAGAUCCUUUGCCCGGGGGGCAUGGGGGGCAUAUUAAUCAGCCACAGGUGGUGCAACAGAUGCCCAAUGCUCAAAAUAAUGCUCUUGGUGCAGUCCAAGUGCAGUUCAAUAGGCAGCAACAAAACAGUCCUGCUGGUGGCAUCCUUGGACCACAAGAUCCUGUGGAAGUAGCAUUCCGUGCAGCUGAGCAACUCAACGCCAAUCAACAAAGAUAUGUACCUCCUGCACCACCCCUUCCCUUGGAUAGAAAUCAACUUAUUGAUCUAGUCCAAGAGACAUAUGGUCCAGCUUUAAGACCAUUGGUUCGUCCUUCCUAUCAUAAGCCGUAUCCAGAUUACAUAGAUCGGGAUAAUCCAUUUCCUCGUGGAUUCAAAGUGCCUGAAUUUACUUUGUUUUCUGGGGACGCAAGCCAGUCAACCAUUGAACACAUUGGUAGGUUCACUAUUCAAUGUGGGGAGGUAUCGGGUGAUGAUUUUUUGAAGUUGAGACUCUUCCCAAGUUCUUUAAUUGGUACGGCACUGACAUGGUAUCUAAGUUUGCCACAAAUUUCUAUGUUCACCUGGAGACAAAUGGAAGGUUUGUUUCAUAUUCAAUUCUACCGCUCAGAGCCUGAGAUAUCCAUGGCUGGUCUUUCUAGACUGACUCAACGGCCAGGGGAAUCUUCAAAAAAUUAUCUUAUGCGGUUUAGAAAAGCCCGGAUGAAGUGCCAUGUUGCCUUACCAGAGCAAGAGUUCGUGAAGCUUGCUCAAAAUGGUUUAGACAUUGAACUUCGAAAGAAGUUUGAGGGGAUGGAAUUCAGAGACUUCUUUGAGCUCUCUUAUAAGGUGGCACGUUAUGAGAACCUUUUAAGAGAGGAAUCCCAAAGAAAGGCAAUGUUGCAAGGAACUUAUUAUCAGGAUGCUUUUGACCUUGAUGUUGCCGUGGUCUUUGCAGACAAGCUAGUAACUUGUCCUAAUCUAGUGAAAGUCACUCAACAGGUUGAGGCGGCUGCAAAGCAUCUCUCGUAUGAAUCUAGGAGACAAUACACAUUUGAUGUGAUUAAAGCAAAUGAAAUCUUUGAUUAUUUGAAAAAGUUAAGACAUAUUAAGCUACCGCAGGGGCAUAGGCUCCCAACGGUUGCUGAAAUUGCAUCCAAAGAUUACUACAAGAUUGACAAAGGGCUGCUUCGUUUCCCUGAAAAACCCAAGGAAGCCAUGGGGGUUGAUGAGAAUCCUUUUCCGAACGUUGAUGUUGGAGUUAAUGUUGAUGACAUAAGGAGCAUCUCUCAAAGGACGUAUAAAGGGCGAACUUUGGCUGCAGAUGACCUUCGCUGGAUCGGCAGCAUCUCUAUUAACCUCUCUUGUUUGGUUCUCACACUUCCUUUGGUUUUUCAAGCCAAGGGCAGCGAGACUACCUAUGUUCCUACCCAUGUUUCCAAUGGCAGCAUGUUUGUUGAAGAAGAAGUGAUAGAGCACGCCUGGUGGGACCUCCUGCUGGCGAUUGUCUAUCAAGAAAAGUUUUUUGAUCCUCUUUUUGCUUUUCCUGGGCAUAAAGCAGCCAUAGCCAUGCCUAGGAAGGUUGGAAAAGAAGUUGCACAACAAGUGGAAGUGACUCCCGAGGAAGUUGAUUCUGCUGAGUCAAGCAAUAAAAUAUCUCAAGAACUUCAGCAGAUAAGGAAGCUACAAGAAGAAGCCAAUCAGAACAUGGAGCGUAGUCUACAAAGCUUUCUACAAGCCCAACAAAAACAUUCAGAUCAUUUCACUCAAUGUUUGAAUGUUAUUGAAAGGGCCAUUCAUGACAAUUCUCGAGCUAUUCGGGAAGAAGUAGCAGAAAGUCGCAAAACCCUCACUGCAGUUUCUGAGAGAACCAUGGAACAUGUUCGACAGCAACAAAAUGUUCCAAGGCAACCCGUACCUCCAGCAAUGGAAUUACCACAGCAAAAUCUUCCAGAUCCUUUGCCCGGGGGGCACGGGGGGCAUAUUAAUCAGCCACAGGUGGUGCAACAGAUGCCCAAUGCUCAAAAUAAUGCUCUUGGUGCAGUCCAGAUGCAGUUCAAUAGGCAGCAACAAAACAAUCUUGCUGGUGGCAUCCUUGGACCACAAGAUCUUGUGGAAGCAGCACUCCGUGCAGCUGACCAACUCAACGCCAAUCAACAAAGAUAUGUACCUCUUGCACGUCGUCCAAAUGCAGCCCCACAGCCCAACUUCCAGAAUAAUGCCUUUCAACUAUUAGGGCUGCAAGUAGCACCCCCUCCCUUGGAUAGAAAUCAACUGAUUAAUCUAGUCCAAGAGACAUAUGGUCCAGCUUUAAGACCAUUGGUUUGUCCUUCCUAUCAUAAGCCGUAUCCAGAUUACAUAGAUCGGGAUAAUCCAUUUCCUCGUGGAUUCAAAGCAUCGGGUGAUGAUUUUUUGAAGUUGAGACUCUUCCCAAGUUCUUUAACUGGUACCGCACUGACAUGGUAUCUAAGUCUGCCGCAAAAUUCUGUGUUUACUUGGAGACAAAUGGAAGAUUUGUUUCAUAUUCAAUUUUACCGCUCAGAGCCUGAGAUAUCCAUGGCUGAUCUUUCUAGAUUGACUCAACGGCCAGGGGAAUCUUCUGAAAGUUAUCUUAUGCGGUUUAGAAAAGCCCGGAUGAAGUGCCAUGUUGCCUUACCAGAGCAAGAGUUCGUGAAGCUUGCUAAGAAUGGUUUAGACAUUGAACUUCGAAAGAAGUUUGAGGGGAUGGAAUUCAGAGACUUCUUUGAGCUCUCUUAUAAGGUGGCACGUUAUGAAAACCUUUUAAGAGAGGAAUCCCAAAGAAAGGCAACAUUGCAAGGAACUUAUUAUCAGGAUGCUUUUAACCUUGAUGUUGCCGAGGUCUUUGCAGACAAGCCAAUAACUUAUCCUAAUCUAGUGAAAGUCACUCAACAGGUUGAGGCGGCUGCAAAGCGUCUCCCGGGCAUAGGCUCCCGACGGUUGCCUAAAUUGCAUCCAAAGAUUACUAUUGACAAAGGGCUGCUUUGUUUCCCUAAAAAACCUAAGGAAGCCAUGGGGGUUGAUGAGAAUCCUUUUCCGAACGUUGAUGUUGGAGUUAAUGUUGCUGACAUAAGGAGCAUCUCUCGAAGGACGUAUAAAGGGCGAACUUUGGCUGCAGAUGACCUUCGUUGGGUGAUUGAGAAGGAAAGGGAACGUCGUGCCCAACAGAAUCAGAGGCUCGGGGGGCAACACCAUGCUGCCAGAAUCUAUGCAUCUGGAUCCAAGAUGAAGGAGGCUCGACAUACAGAUCGCUCUCGUAUGGUUAAGCCUCCACAGCGACCUCCAAGUAAAAGGUGGGAGAAGGUCGUGCAUCCCAAGUUUCCAAAAGAACUUGGAAGGAUGGUGUGGAAGAGAAAAGAGAGUCAAGAGGUUGCUGUCCAGAAUGAAUCUCAGCCGAAGGUGCCACCUCCUAAGCUCACCUCAUUGAUCGUCAAUGAAAAUGAGUUGAAGGCAUCCUUUGAAGCAGAUCAGCAAGUAGAGUUGACUAGCGAUGAUAAUCUUCUUGAGGACAUGGAUGUUCUGCAAAUCGGCAGCAUCUCUAUUAAUCUCUCUUGUUUGGUUAUCACGCUUCCUUUGGUUUUUCAAGCCAAGGGUAGCGAGACUACCCAUGUUUCCAAUGGCAGCAUGCUUGUUGAGGAAGAAGUGAUAGAGGUUCCAGCCCAAAAAGAGGAAGAGGAGCACGAUAUCCUUUCAGAACAAAUUAUCUUUAACAAACCAGAUGAAAGUGUGGCUCAUCAUAUAAAGCCACUCUACAUUUCAGCUCACAUGGAUGGAGUUCCAGUGAAUCGAGUCCUUGUUGACAAUGGAGCAGCAGUCAACGUCAUACCUUCUUUUAUGCUGAGGAAUUUGGAUAAAAAUUCUGAGGACUUGGUUUAUACUGACGUAACCAUCAGUGAUUUCACAGGUGGUGUUAGCAAAUCAAAAGGAGUGUUGCCGGUUGCACUUACUGUCGGCAGCAAGACGUCAAUGAGUGCUUUCUUUGUUGUAGACUAUUCUGCAACUUAUAAUGCAUUACUGGGACGUGAUUGGAUCCAUUCGAAUUGGUGUGUUCCAUCUUCGCUCCAUCAAAGACUCAUUUUUUGGAAUGGAGGCAAAACUGAGGUGGUCUAUGCUGACAACAGACCAUUCUUAGCCAAUUCCAAUAUGGUGGAAGCACGGUACUAUGAUGAAGACGUAGGAACCAUUCGUUUUUUCGGCAUGGAUAGACAAGGAAAACCUCGUGGAAUCACUGCUUGCAACAAGCCUACCUUGGCUAAGUAUGUGGUUGACGACGUGUGCAAUGAACUCUUGCAGCCUAUUGCCAUUAUUCCAUAUAGGCCGCAAGAGGAGCCCAAAAUUGAGGAAAAUACAGAAGCAAAUCUGUCGGAGGUGGUACAUGAAGGUGAGGAGGACACCCAUACCGACGGAGUCACAAUGGAAGAGUUAGAUCUGGCCCCUACAAAGCUGGAUGACCUCAGGGCUGAUGUACAAGAUCCAUUGAAGGAAGUUAAUCUGGGAACGAAGGCAGAGCCCCGCAUUACUUUUGUCAGUUUAGACCGAGAGUUGGUUGAGCAUAGACUACCAAUCAACAAAGGAUAUAAGCCGUACAAACAGCCGCCACGCCGUAUGUCUCCAGAAGUGAUUUUGAAGGUGAAGGAAGAAGUGGAGCGGUUGCAUAAAGUUGGUUUUAUACGGACAACCAGGUACUCAGAAUGGUUGUCUAAUAUUGUUCCAAUAGUGAAGAAGAAUGGAAAGCUUAGAGUCUGCAUUGAUUUUCGGAACUUAAAUCUAGCCACACCAAAGGAUGAAUACCCCAUGUCAGUAGCAGAUUUACUUGUUGAUGGGGUUACAUGCCAUCGCAUUUUAUCUUUUAUGGAUGGGCAUAGUGGCUAUAAUCAGAUCUUUAUUGCAGAGGAAGAGAUAAGUAAAACGGCGUUUCGUUGCCCUGGAAACAUAGCGGCCAUGAAUGCAAUUUUCCAUGAUAUGAUUGGCCGCUUCAUGGAGAUUUAUAUCGAUGAUGUUGUUGUUAAAUCCAUGGAGGAUGAAGAACAUUUGGAGCACUUGAGGAAAGCUUUUGAAAGAAUGCGACAACAUGGUUUGAAGAUGAAUCCUCUCAAGUGUGCUUUUGGUGUUACAGCAGGGAAUUUUUUGGGUUUUCUGGUCCAUGAACGAGGCCUAGAGGCCGUCAAAGGACAAGCUUUAGCAGACUUUUUAGCAGAUCAUCCUUGUUUAGAUGUUAAUGCUGAUGAAGACAAGGGAAUCAAUCUCUUUUCGAUUGACUUGGUUCCUUGGAGGCUUAUUUUUGAUGGGUCUAGCACUGAUCAAGCCUCUGGGGCUGGGAUUAUUAUUGUUUCUCCAGAUGGCAUAAAAACCCAAUGGUGUUUCCAAUUGGAUUUUGAAUGCACCAAUAACCAAGCAGAAUAUGAAGCUUUGGUAAUUGGCCUUGAGUUGUUGGUAGAGUUGAAGGUGCCAUCGGUUGAAAUUAUGGGUGAUUCUCAAUUAGUUCUCAAGCAAUUGAGUGGCGAAUACAAGUGCACAAGUGUGGUUUUGUCUCCAUAUUUUGCCACUGCCAUCCAAUUACUCGAGGAAUUUGAUGAUGUCUCCCUGAAGCAUAUUCCUCGCAACAUGAAUAUUGAAGCAAAUGAACUUGGGCAGAUUGCUUCAGGUGUAAAAAUGCCUGAAGGCAUCUUGGAGAAAGUCAUCGUCAUCGAAAAACGUAUGCUGCCUUCAAUUCAUCAAAGAGGAAUAAUGGUGGAAGCAUGCUCACUAGAUGUCACACCUACAGACUGGAGGCAUCCAAUAAUAGAACAUUUGAGGAAUCCCAGUUCUAAAACAUCAAGGAGAACAAGGAUGCAAGCUUUAAACUAUGUGCUACUCGGGGAUGUUCUGUAUCGUAGGGGGCAGGAUGAAUUAUUAUUGCGCUGCCUCGGUCUUGAUGAAAGUUACCAUAUGAUGUCAGAUGUUCAUAAUGGUAUUUGCGGUGCUCAUCAGGCAGGGAUUAAGAUGAGGUGGCUAAUUCGAAGGCAUGGUUUCUUUUGGCCAUCUAUUCUUAAGGAUUGCAUCAAUUAUGUGAAGGGCUGCAGAGCUUGUCAACUGCAUGGUCCUUUGCAGCGAGUGCCAGCUUCUGAGUUUUAUCCUAUUGUCAAGCCAUGGCCUUUUCGUGGCUGGGCAAUUGAUUUGAUUGGGAAAAUCUAUCCACCUUCUUCUAAAGGCCAUUCUUUCAUAAUAGUUGCUACAGACUACUUUACUAAGUGGGUGGAGGCAAGGCCUAUGAAGAAGGUUGAGCAAGGAGAUGUCAUCAAGUUCAUAAAAGAGGAUCUGAUCCACAGGUUUGGUUUUAGAAAACUAUCACUUCUGAUCAAGGCAUACAGAACCUCACAACGGAGCUCAACUAAGGUGACCCCAUUCUCACUUACUUAUGGUCAUGAUGCUGUCCUGCCUAUGGAAUUAACGACAAGGUCUCUGCGGAUUGCAAUUCAAAAUGGCUUGAAUUCUAGGGAAUACAAUGAGGCCAUGAUCAUGGAGUUGGAAGACCUUGAGGAAGCAAGGCUGACAGCAUUGGAUGCGAUGAAGGCCCAGGAGCUUAAAGUGGCACGAGCUUACAACAAAACGGUCAAGCAAAAUAAUUUAGCCGAAGGAAGGUUGGUUUGGAAGGCUGUGCUGCCGCUUGGCAAGAAGGAUCCCAGAUAUGGUAAGUGGUCCCCUAAUUGGGAAGGACCAUUCCAAAUUCAUAAAGUUCUUAAAGGAGGUGCUUAUUGGUUAAAAUCUUUGAAUGGGGAGUUGCAUCUGCGCAAGAUCAAUGGCAUCCACUUGAAACCAUAUUAUCCGAUUGUGUGGGAGGCACGAGAUAGUUUUGCCUCCACGUCUGCAUGAUCCAGGUUUGCAGACAUUUGUAUAUUAUUCAAGUUGUUUUUUUCUUUCAAUAAGGACACGUAGAGUUUUGGCUUAAACCAUGGAAGCAUACAUAAGACUUGGUGCUGCCAAGGAGGCAUGGCAUGUUCUUACAUUUGUGUUUU
Rubroshorea leprosula is the source of this 7076-nucleotide messenger RNA. Lineage: Eukaryota; Viridiplantae; Streptophyta; Magnoliopsida; Malvales; Dipterocarpaceae. The record is from the annotation of a GenBank genome assembly.